CCAUUUUAAUUUAUGCCCUUUAUAGUAAUUUUAAUUGAGGCUAUAAUUGUCAUUAAAAAAAAUAUCAAUAGGCGGGGGUCCUUAUUUCUUCUCUUAUAUGGAUAUAUGUGUCCUCAUAUGAAGGUUAUUCAAAAUUUCAUUUUUUCCUCUAUGUUGAGAUUAUACUUUCCAUUUUCCUUUUUCGGUUGACACAAAACUCAUACUUUCCAUUUAAGAGUUCUGUUAUAACAACACUUUAGAAGGUAUCAAACUCAUGGACGUGAUUCAGAUUCUUUGGAACACUAAUUGUUCUUGUCUUUUCAGCAGGGGCCCUCCUGGUGAUCUUUAUGUCUACCUUGAUAUUGAGGAGAUUCCAGAGAUCCAAAGAGAUGGCAUAAAUCUAUGUUCAUCUGUUUCAAUUAGUUAUCUAGAUGCCAUAUUGGGCACUACUGUUAAGGUUAAGACAGUUGAAGGAACUACUGAUCUACAGAUUCCUUCGGGUACCCAACCUGGAGAUGUGCUUGUACUGGCAAAGAAAGGAGCACCAAAGUUAAACAGACCAUCAAUACGUGGUGAUCACUUAUUCACAAUUAAAGUUGCCAUACCCAAUCGUAUUAGGUAAGCUGCUGUUCUAGUUUUAAUCGAUCAAAUUAU
Molecule: messenger RNA, 633 nt
Organism: Camellia sinensis
Lineage: Eukaryota; Viridiplantae; Streptophyta; Magnoliopsida; Ericales; Theaceae
Source: RefSeq, a predicted model, not a curated record